GGAACGCUCGGCGGUUUUGAUACAUUUUCAGGUUCCAUUGAGAAAAAAACAGACACGCGCGCAGAAGCCCCCGUAGAAAUCUUGCAGAACGGGAGCCGGGAGGAGGAAGAAAGAGAGCGAGAGAGCGGCGCUGCGGGAAGGAAGCCGGAGCCCGCCGAGUGCCGGAUCGUCAGCGGGGGACGCCGUCGCUGGCGGCGGCGGGAAGCACCAGAAGACUACGCGGAGGAGAGCGACGGAGGCGCCACCGCCGGGCGAGCAGCCCUUCUUCUCCUCCUCCUCCUCCCGGCCAGCUCGCCCUGCUUGCCCGCCGCCCAGCCCUGGGAGCGCCGGGUGGGCAUGAGAGCCGCGAGCCGGCCGCCCCCCGCCAACCUGCCUCUGCAGCCGCCGCCGCCGCCAGAGGAAGACGAAGCCGCCGCCGCCCCGCGAUGUCCAGGAGGAAGCAGAGCAAGCCCCGGCAGAUCAAACGCGCCUUUGGUGAGAUGGAAGAAGGGGACGAAGUUCCUUUGGAGGACCACAGCCAUUCGGAAAAGGAGGGAGGCGCUUCUGACCGCGAAGGCUCCGUGGAAGGCGAUUUGUCCAGCUCCCCUUGCAGCGAAAAGACUGAACUCAGAGAGAGCUUGGAGAGCCCAAAGGAGCCAGAUAAACAAGAGAUUCUGGAGAAGCCCCAGGAGCCGAAGCUUUGGAACGGGCCAGGUGAACUGGAGCUGAUGACAUCAGAGGGCGAGAGCAAAGUGCGUGCCAGGCAGAACGUGCCUGAGGGAUUGUCCUGGGGUCCGUACCAGGGGAAUAUCCACAGUGAGCCUGCUUCUCCAGGGAACAGUGAGCCACCAAACCCACCCGUGACCCUGGUGCUGGAAGAUGACAACUGCUGGCUGUUGAAGCUGCCCUUGGUUUCUGGAGAAGGCAAUACCAACUCCGUGAUCUACAAGAAGGAUGAUUCUAUCUGGUGCAAAACCACCAAAGCCAUCUCAGAAGGAGACGCACUGAGCGCGUUUGUCAUGGCUGAGCCAAUGGGGAUUCCCAACCACACCGUGAAGACUGAGCCUGAGGGGCCUUCUUACCCAGCAGCACUGGCCCCUGAAAUCCAGCUUCUGCCACAGCAAGCGGGCAUGGCAGCCAUCUUGGCCACAGCGGUUGUGAACAAGGACGUCUUUCCCUGCAAGGACUGCGGAAUUUGGUACCGGAGCGAGAGGAACUUGCAGGCCCAUCUGAUGUACUAUUGCGCCAGCCGCCAGAACGCCACGUCUCCCACGGUGGAUGAAAAGCCCAAGGAGGCCUAUCCGAAUGAGCGCAUCUGCCCUUUCCCCCAGUGCAAGAAGAGCUGCCCCAGCGCCAGUUCCUUGGAGAUACACAUGCGGAGCCACAGUGGAGAGAGGCCAUUUGUGUGCCUUAUCUGCCACUCUGCCUUCACCACAAAAGCCAACUGUGAGCGUCACCUGAAGGUCCACACAGACACACUGAACGGCGUCUGCCACAGCUGCGGAUUCAUCUCCACCACCAGAGACAUUCUCUACAGUCACCUGGUCACAAAUCAUAUGAUCUGCCAGCCAGGUUCCAAGGGGGAGGUCUACGCCCAAAGCACCACCAUUGCUGCCCCGGCCACCAAGCCCCUGGCCCCAGGUCUGAACACGCCAGGCCCAGCCUCCACCUUCAAGUGCAGCUUCUGUGGCUAUGUGGCUGACUGCUUGCCCAGCCUCCAACAGCACGUAGUCCUGCACAGCACUGCUGCAGCUGUACUGCCAGGCCUGGAGCCCAAAGCUGCCCAGAGCCAGCUGGACACCCCUGCCAAACUGGCAACACAGGGGGUGAUGGCGCCCCCUACAGAGGAAGCGGCAAAUGGCUCCCCACCCCAAGAAGGUUUCUCCUCCACACUGGGGGAUGGGGUGACAGUAGUGCAGAUCAAGGAGGAGCCUGAAGACGAGGGGGGCCCUCAAGGGACCUCCCAGACAGGGGCAACCGCUGGUCCUGAGCUGGAGCCAGACGCCUCCUCUCGCGCAUCCUCUCCACAUAGCCUGCAUUCAGUAAAGGUGAAGUCUGAAAUCACCAGCCCCACGCCCGGGUCCAGCCCAGUGCCCAGCGAGCCCGGGUCGAGUACACCUGGUGGCACAAUAUUUCUCCCCCAGUACAUGUUUGGCCACGAGGCUACGGUGGUGCCCCAAGCUUCAGAGAUCCUGGCCAAGAUGUCGGAGCUGGUGCACAGCCGCCUGAAGCAAGGCCACACCGUGGUGCCCCCUGUCCUCUUCCCAGGCACCCCAGUGCCCAAGGGCGCCACCUGCUUUGAGUGCGAGAUCACCUUCAACAACAUCAACAACUACUACGUCCACAAGCGGCUGUACUGCUCCAGCCGCCGCUUGGCAGAAGAGAGCCCCCCCGGCCCUCGCAAGCUGAAGGCGGCUCCUUCAGUGCCCCCCAAAGGCCCUCCCACACCUGGAGUCCUCCUCUCGCCCCCACUACCGGGAGACAGCAAGGCCACAAUUGAGGGGGAAGCUGGGCCAGGCGCCAGCCCACCCAGUGUCCCAGAGGUCAAGCAAGAGAUCAAGGUGGAGGAGGGUGGGGCUAAAACCAGCCCCUCCCCUGAGGCCGAUGGGACGGGGCGCAUCAGUGAGGACAGCCGGAGCCCUGGAGGCAGCUCCAUGGAGGAGCCAGACGAUGACCCUAGCCGGACUGUGUGCGAAGCCUGCAACAUCCGCUUCAGCCGCCAUGAGACGUACAUGGUGCACAAGCGCUACUACUGUGCCUCCCGCCACGACCCGCCACUGCGGCGGGCUGGCGCUGCGGGCAAGGUGCCCUUCCUCCCCCAGCCGAUCCGUACACGCAAGCGGCGCAAGCUGUACGAAAUCCACAAUGCCGCCAACCAGCUCAGCGGUGCCCCGGAUGCCACCCACCCCGAGGUGCCCCCCGUGGUCCCAGCUCUCAUUCCCGUGGUCAAGGCUGCCCCCUCUCCUAGCUCGAGCCCCGACACGGACGGCCCCAUUGACCUGAGCAAGAAGCCCCGCCUCCACAGCGGUGCGGAAGUUCUGCCGGCUUCCCUCCUGCCGCUGGCCGACUACCACGAGUGCACGGCCUGCCGCAUCAGCUUCCACAGCCUGGACAGCUACCUGGCUCACAAGAAGUACUACUGCCCGGCCACACCCUUGCAGCCUAGCACACUCGAGCAGCUGCAGAAGAUCAAAGGGGCCGUCCCAGCUGUGCCGAAACCUCGGGGCAGCCCCGAAGGGCUGAGCGAGGAACCUGAAGCGGCAUUAGUCAAAGUAGAGAAGGGGGUCCCUUCUGUGAGCCCUGCAGCACCCCCGGCUGCCUUCCCUGGCCUGGACUCGCUUCCGCAGCGCUACCUGGAUGCCAAAGCCCUGCACCUCCCAGGCACCAAGGUGCCCCUGGUGGUGUGCCCCUACUGCCCGCUCAACGGAGCCAUUAAGGGAGACUUGGUGGAGCACUUCCGCAAUGCCCACGGCCUAUUUGUUGCCAAAACGGUGGCUGGCGCCACGUUGAUAGAGGCCACCCGGACGCUGGCGGAGGGCAGCCUGCUCCCGCCGCUGCCCACUGCCUCCCCGCCACAGCCCCUCCCCAGACUGCGCAAGGACAGCUUCAACGGCAAGGAGCCUCCCACUCCUUCCGUCUCCAACGGGAGCCCGCGCCCUACCAUCUCCCCACAGCCCCUUCUCCCCCUCUCCCCUCCUGCCCCCUUGCCCAUCUCCCCCUUGCCCGAGGCAACACCCAACGCCCCUCCUGGCUACACGGACAAAAGCAUGCAGACCCCACUGGGCAAAGGACCCCCCACCCCUGUGGCCAACGGCAACCACAGGUACUGCCGCCUCUGCAACAUCAAGUUCAGCAGCCUGUCGACCUUCAUUGCCCACAAGAAGUACUACUGCUCCUCACACGCUGCCGAGCACGUCAAGUAAAGCCUCGUCCAGGCCUGGGUGUUGUUUGGCAUCCUGGAAUCACAGCCUCUGGCCACUCAUGGCUAUGGGGGGGGACGUAGGGCUUGGGAGCAGCCAGUCGUGAUGGACUCUCCUGCCGUCGAGAGCGCCCCAUGCCCCCUGCUCUGGACCUGGGGAAGGGUUGUUUUUGCACUAGGGCUGUGGAAAGGGGGCAGGUUCUUCCUUAAGGCGCCAGUGGAGCCCUGGAGGGGGGGCAGCCAAGUUGCACGCAGGGGCUCGGAGGAGCUGAAGGAAGCCAUGGGGAUGUCUUCCUUACAAAGUGGGCGCCCCAACUCACAGACUCGGUGUAAACCCUUCCUCUCAAUCCCAGCGCUAAUAAGAGAUCAGGGAUCACUCUACCCCACCCACCCCCUCCUUUUUACAUCUGGGGGAGUUUGAGGCCAGUUUGCGGGGGGGAGAGAUGCACUUCUCUGCCCCUUCUCCAGCCCUGAUUGUCUAGAAUGAAUUGACCUGAAAACAAUAACAGUGGCGGCAUUUCAGAAUGGGCAGCAGCUGCGCAGGUGAAAUCUUGGGGCAUAGGGCCAGGUUGCCAGCUUCUGAAUGGGAGCCUCUCUGCUUUUCUAGUGCAUCCCCCAACUCAGCCAACCCCUCUGGAGGCCCAAGUUGCUUCCUAUCUCUGCUUUCUAUUUCCCCAAUGCCUUUCUCCUAAGUUUUGGGGGCUUUUCUCCACCAGGGGUGUUGGGGAAAGACCUCUCAUACCCAGAGAGACCCCAAGAUAUAUCUGUCUCCUUUUUAUUUUUUCAGGGCCUCACUUUAAGCCAGGGUUCCUGGACAGCAGCUCCCCCACCCCCACAUCUCCUUUUUCUGCCCCACCUUUUUUUUGCUUUUGGCAUAUGAAGUCAGAAUGAUGAAGCAACUCCUUGAGCAUGUACA
Molecule: messenger RNA, 4814 nt
Organism: Podarcis muralis (Common wall lizard)
Lineage: Eukaryota; Metazoa; Chordata; Lepidosauria; Squamata; Lacertidae
Gene: ZFPM1
Product: zinc finger protein, FOG family member 1
Biological process (GO): heart development; megakaryocyte differentiation; positive regulation of transcription by RNA polymerase II
Cellular component (GO): nucleus
Molecular function (GO): RNA polymerase II-specific DNA-binding transcription factor binding
Source: RefSeq, a predicted model, not a curated record